GUUUGUUGGAUAAAAUUAUUAAUCGCUUGACAUUUUGUCAAUUUUGUAAAAAAAAUCGUAGUGUUUCUGUAUUUCAGCAUUAAUAGAAAUGAACUACUGUUCGAGAUGGUAUUAAGUUCGUUCUACCGGGAUCUAAUAUUACACCAUUGAGUAUCUAAAAUUUUUCAUUAAUUGGAAUUAUUGACAGGCAAAUAUAAAAACUAUGAAAUUACCGUUGAAUGUGAAGUUAGCUAGAAAUUUACGCCCUCUUUGAAACAUUUCAAGAAUGAAUUUGAUUAUUCAAUGUUUUGAAAAACUUUUUAUAACUGAUCGCUUCAUUUAGCAAGUUGUUGCUAUUUCAGAAGUUUAUAUAUCAAAAAAAUAAUCAAAAACAAUCAAAAACUUUUAUACGCGUACAUCAAUUGACAAAAAAUAGAGAUGAAUGAAUAUGGUACUGAAAUCACUGUAAAAGAAGUAGAUACAGUUUUAUCAAAUAUAGAAAAGAAAUAUUCUUCAAUUAAAAACUUUCCCAGUAGCAAUGAUGAACUUGAAGAAAAUUUGUCAGUUCUUUCAAAAGAAUUUGAUUCCAUUGGUAUUACUCCAAUUGAUUUUUCACAACCACUUCCAAAAAUGUUUGAGGAACUUGUUUGUAAUGCUAGAAGCUUAGUACAAAUACACAGAAAAACUUUAGCACAAAUGAAAGAUACAAAUAUAACCAGUCAAAGUAAUAAUGUUAAAAAUAGCUAUUUACACAAAGUGGUUGAAAAUUAUCAAACGAAAAUAGAUUUUUAUGAAAACAAAAGUGCGACUCAACAAAAUAGAAUAGAAGUUCUAGAACAGAAAGUGAGAGAAAUGAGAAAAAAAGAAACUGAAAUAAAAAAUGAAAUGGAGAAGGUUAAAAGGUACCACAUGGAACAGAGCAAUGAUAAUAUGAGAAAAAUUAAAAAACUUCUAGAAGAAAAUAGAAAAUUAAAAGAAAAAGAAUCAUUUGUCACACCUCAUUCCAAAGAUGAAAUUUUACUAAAAUUCUUAGCUAAAUACAGAAAAAAUGAAGACAUCUACAAAACAACUAUUCAAGAAUUGGAAGAAAAUAACAGACAGUUAGUGAAAAAAAUUAUCGAAAUGAAAUGCAGAGAAGAACUAAACUGAUGGUAUUGGUAUUUUAUGAUAUUAUUAUUGACCAAAGUUAUUGUAUUAACUAUUUAUAACUAUACAAAUAUACUCUUUUAUAAUUUUUCUCAAAUUAUUCACAAGCAUCAAAAAAUCAUCUCACGAAAACAUCAAUUUUGGACAGGCCCUUGGUUAAUGGUGAUAUUGAACAUUUAACCCUUAACUGCUAUCUUGGUAUUACAGUCACGUAAUGAAUAUCCUGGGUUGUUUCAACACCACGUUUUAAAUAAAAGAUG
Molecule: messenger RNA, 1385 nt
Organism: Diorhabda carinulata
Lineage: Eukaryota; Metazoa; Arthropoda; Insecta; Coleoptera; Chrysomelidae
Exons: 3
Coding region: 418-1128 (236 amino acids)
Source: RefSeq, a predicted model, not a curated record